Molecule: messenger RNA, 2448 nt
Organism: Carcharodon carcharias (great white shark)
Lineage: Eukaryota; Metazoa; Chordata; Chondrichthyes; Lamniformes; Lamnidae
Gene: dnajc18
Product: DnaJ (Hsp40) homolog, subfamily C, member 18
Exons: 8
Coding region: 59-1219 (386 amino acids)
Biological process (GO): cellular response to misfolded protein
Cellular component (GO): endoplasmic reticulum membrane
Molecular function (GO): Hsp70 protein binding
Source: RefSeq, a predicted model, not a curated record
GUGGUUCAGCUCAGUCAGGGGAAAAAAUACCGAGUUUAACCGCAGGCAGCCUGAGGCAAUGGAGGCAGGGCUGGAGGAGGCGGAGCGCAGCAUCGAAGCCGCACAAAGGUGCCUAAAAUGUGGUGACCGGGAGGAGGCCUUGCAGUAUCUGUACUGGGCGCAACAGAGGUAUCCGACUCAGCGAGCGAAAGCACUAAUCGAAUUAAUAGUUAGAAAUGGAAGUUCAGAUGAUUGGAACUGUGAACCGGAUGCAGCUAAUGUUCCUAGUGAGUCCAGUAGAUUGAAAAGAUGUGUGAAUGGAAAUAAGCCUGCAAGAAUCAGUGAAGCUGCCAAGAGUUACACUCAAGAGCAGCUGGAGGGUGUGCGGAGGAUAAAAAGAUGUAAGAAUUACUAUGAAAUUCUGGGAGUUGGUAGAAAUGCGGAUGAAGACGAUUUAAAGAGGUCCUAUCGGAAACUGGCAUUAAAGUUUCACCCUGAUAAAAACUGUGCCCCUGGUGCAACGGACGCAUUUAAAGCAAUUGGAAAUGCAUAUGCUAUACUGAGUAACCCAGAGAAAAGAAUACAAUAUGAUCAAUGUGGCGAGAAACCACCAACUGUCCGUACUCCUUAUGCCAACUAUUCGAAGUAUUACCGAGAAUUUGAAGCGGAUAUAACGCCUGAAGAUUUAUUCAACAUCUUCUUUGGUGGAAGAUUCCCUACAGGUAAUAUUCACGCCUAUGCAAAUGGAAGGACAACGUACACGCAUAUUUACCGUCGGCGCCGCCGUAUGAAUGAUAGGAUGGAAGAGGAAGAACAUGGCGAUAGAACUAAGGGAACAUAUUCAGUAUUUUUGCAGCUGUUGCCAGUUUUUAUAUUAGUACUUGUGUCACUUGUAGCCCAAUUGACAGUGACUAUUCCUCCUUACAGUCUUUACUACAAACCGUCAUUGGGCCAUAUUUUGUCCAGAGAAACUGAACGCCUUAAAGUAGAAUAUUUCGUUGACAAAGGAUUUGAGAAGGACUACCAAGGCAUAGCACUGCAAAACCUGGAAAAUAACGUUGAGAAGGACUACAUUGAUCACCUUCAACAUAGCUGCCGGAAGGAAAAACAGCAAAAAACUGACUUGCAGAAUUUGGCCACUUUAUACAGGGAUGAGCGCCUGAAGGAGAAAGCUGAAUCUCUUAAGACAGAGAACUGUGAAAAAUUGUCCAGAAUUGUUGAACUUCAAAGAGGAGGAUGACAACAAAUUUAGUUCACAGAACCUGGAUUAAAAUCAGUGAAGAAGGUCUAAAACUGUUUAAUAUCAGAAACAAGCAUAUUUGAAACCUGAAUGCAUUUUUGAAAAAUAUUUCUAUUCAUUCAGAGUGAUUCUAAAGGAGAAGCUAUGACUGUUGUAUGGGAUUAUUGGCUAAUUUAAUUUGUUUCGUAGCGUGCAUUACAUUAUUAAUUUUGGGUUAGUACAUCAUUUUUGGCUUGCACUCAAGGUGCAUUCAUUUCCUUACAAUAAGGGUAGAUGGUUUUAAUCCAUUCCUGUAAUUCUGUUUGUCAUCCAGCUCCAGUUUUACUGUUUAAGUUCAACAUUUUUACCAUGAAAAGUGUGGCUUUAUAGCAUGUAUUACUCGCCAGCUAUGGGGAGAUUUAGUAGGUGUUGGCUCAAAGGUAUUUUCAUUUUUACAGACAUUUUAAUUGUGAUUAAAGUGCAGUGUGUCAUUAAUAAUGUACUCUAUUCUGCCUUUCUGUCAAGCAUUUGGUUUAUCAUCAUAAACUUGUUGAAAUUGCCAUAUCUGAAACUCUAAAGUGUUCCAUAAAUGUUUUUUUUUUGUAAAUUUAUUGCCAUAAAGUAUGUGUGCACUAUGAAACUCCUGAAAUAGUGCUUAAGUGCCAAUUGAAGGACCAAUAGUUUUUGGACAGAGCUUUUGCUUUAUUACAUUCCAAAAAGUUCUAAGUCAAAGUCAGUACUUUUAUUUAUUGGAUUUGUGUUGCUGAAUGAAAUGCUUAAAAACAGAAUGCCUAAAUAAAAAUAAUUGUGAUAUUCUAAAUAAAUACAGAACUUUACUCAUUUUAAAGUUAAUAAGAACAAUAAUUAGAGUAUAAUUUUAAUAUCCAGGAGCCAUAUUCACAAAUGGGCAUGCAGUAUACAAAUUAACAGUAUGCUAUUUGCAUCUGUAUCUUUUAUAAAUAUGGCACCAGGUCUGUAACUAGUACAGGAAUUGGAUAUGUUGGCAUUAUUUAAUGUACAUAUUCAGAGUUGUAUUUAUUGAAACGAAUCAUACAAAUGAUUGUGAAAUUGCAUGCUGUAAAAUAUAAAUUUAAGUGGAAUAAACCCCGUGCACAUUUUUUAGUUGAAUUAUUGUCAUAUUUUGAGAAGACUGUAAACAAAUAUGAUCAAUUUAUAAGCACUGUAUGAUAUCUAACUUCAUAAUUUUAAAACUUUGUAGAUGCGGAAAUAAAAUUAUUUUUCAAUGGUGA